CUCUCACUCACACUGUCACACACAGGAAACAAUGCAUUUGUAAACAAUGUGAAUGUUGCUGUUUGCAGGGACCUCGGACAAGAAAUCUUAUAGAGAUCCGACAAAAUUUUAGCGAUGACAGGAGUCCUGCCUUUCCUGGUGAUUCUUGCAGUCCUGCAUCAUCUGUCAGCCAUGAUCCUGAAUGACAUUUAUGGAACCUUCCAUUCACCCAAUUUUCCUGAAUCUUACCCAAAGGAUUCAGAAGUCAGAUGGAAUAUAAGUGUACCUAGUGGGUAUAAAAUUAGACUUUAUUUCAUGCAUUUUGACCUUGAGCCAUCAUACCUCUGUGAGUAUGACUAUGUUAAGCUGGAAGCUGAACAGGAAGUGCUUGCAACAUUCUGUGGACGGGAAAAUACAGACACAGAGCUAGUGCCUGGAGAGCAAGUCAUUAAUUCUCCUAGAAAUAAUCUCGUUGUGACAUUCAGGUCUGAUUUCUCUGAUGAAGAGAGGUUCUCUGGUUUCAAGGCCCAUUACAAUGCAGUAGAUGUGGAUGAAUGUCAGGACAGGAAUGAUGAAGAGCUGACAUGUGACCACUAUUGUCACAACUACAUUGGUGGCUAUUAUUGCUCUUGUCGCUAUGGCUACUUGCUACACCAUGAUAACAGAACUUGUAAAGUUGAGUGCACUAACAGCUUGUUCAAUGAGCGGACAGGAGUACUCGCUAGUGUAAAUUUCCCAAACCCCUACCCCAAGAGCACUGACUGCACAUACCACAUUCAGCUUGAGGAUGGAUUUCUGAUCAGUUUGGAAUUUGAUGACACUUUUGACAUCGAGGACCAUCCAGAAAUCACCUGUCCCUAUGACUAUAUAAAGAUUCAGACUGGGCAGAAAGAGCUCGGUCCAUUCUGUGGUGACAAGCCUCCAGACCGUAUCCAGACAGGAAGCAACCAUGUUCAGGUUUUCUUCCACAGUGACAGUUCAGGCGAGAACACUGGCUGGAGACUGUCCUAUACUGCUGAUGGAAGUAACUGUCCAGUUCUAAACCCCCCAGUCCAUGGUCAUUUGGAGCCUUUUCUUCCCCAUUAUUCAUUUAAAAAUCAUGUCCUAAUUACAUGUGAUCCUGGCUACAGAGUGUUAAAGGAUGGUAAACAGAUUGAUCAUUAUCAAAUUGAAUGCCAAAAAGAUGGUACCUGGAGCAGCAGUGUGCCCACUUGCAAAAUGGUGGACUGUGAAUCACCAAGGGAGAUUCCCAUGGGUGUUGUGAUCUUCGAGACAUCCAGAAACAGCACUUUGUUUGGCUCUAGGAUCUACUACACCUGCAAAGACCCUCUGUACCAGAUUCAUCCUAGGAUUAACAGUACCUAUGUCUGUGGAGAGACAGGAGAGUGGACCAACAAAGAAAUUGGAAGCAAACUUCCAUCAUGUCUGCCAGCAUGCGGGAAGCCGGAGCAAGCUUUGCCAUCCUUGUUGAAGAGGAUUGUGGGAGGGCACAUAGCAUCCCCAGGUCAGUUCCCCUGGCAGGUGCUACUCCUGGUGGAGGAUGCCACCCGUGUUCCUGAAGACCGCUGGUUUGGAAGUGGGGCGCUGAUCUCUGACUUGUGGGUACUGACAGCUGCCCACGUUCUGCGCUCACAGCGCCGCGAUGCCUCUGUGGUCCCCGUGGCACCAGAGUAUGUGCAGGUCUACAUGGGCCUUCACCGUAUCCACAGCAAACACCUGGCCCUCAACCGUUCCAUUGAGAAACUAGUAUUGCACCCACACUUUGACCCCCGCAACUACAACAAUGACAUCGCCUUGGUCAAGAUGAGCCAGAGAGUGCUGAUGAAUGCACUCGUCCUGCCAGUAUGCCUGCCUCCCCAUGGCCAGAGUCGUAGUGAGCUGCUGCCCAACAUGCUUGGUUUGGUUGCUGGAUGGGGAAUAUCAAACCUUAACACAUCCAUUGACAGUAUGGUGACCUCUGAUACAGGUGUCGUAACUGAUAUGUUGCAAUAUGUGAAACUGCCAGUGGUGGCAAAGGAGGAAUGCCAAUCUAGCUAUGCUUCUAGGUCUGGAAAGUACAACAUUACAGACAAUAUGUUCUGUGCGGGAUUUUUUGAGGGUGGGCGUGACACAUGCUUAGGUGACAGCGGAGGAGCAUUUGUAAUGGUGGAUCCUGAUACUGGGAGGUGGGUUGCUCAGGGACUGGUGUCUUGGGGGGGCCCAGAAGAUUGUGGAAGCCAGCGUGUCUAUGGAGUUUACACCAAACUGUCCAACUAUGUCGAAUGGCUGCAGAGUCACCUGAAUCUGGGAAGUUGGUGGUAAAGUAUUCAUAGGAAAAACAUAUUUCUGUGGGGAACAAAACAACAGUAUACUCACUUUGAAAAUUACACUCCAAUUCUUUCCAUAUACAGUAUAUUCUAUAUGUUACUUAAGUAAUUUUUACUUUAGAGUACAUAUUUGUAAUGUUUUAGUAGCAUCCAUCCGUCUUCCAUAACUAAUCAACCAGUAGAGGGCCACAGGAAUCCUGGAACCAGCUGACACAUACUUCACGUACACACAUUCAGACACAGAGCCAUUUAGAGGCAUACGUAUGUUUUGCAAAAGAAACCUACAGAAAAGUCAUACAAGCAUGGGGAAACCAUGCAAACUCUACACAGACACUAAUUUAUAGGUAUGCGUACAGCCACAGUACCUUUAGCACCAUACUCCUAAUAUUUCACAGGAAAUUGCACCUAAACAUGAAUUCUGAGCAGUUUUGCAUAAUAUUCCAAGCUAUCAAAGUUAGCCCUAUAUUUUCUCUAUUUAAUCCAGACUGAAUUGUGUAUAGCAUAAUUGCAUCUUAAGUGAAAUUAUCUUUAUUUGUCAUUUUUCUGACAAUACUUAUUGACAUAAAUAAAUGUGUUUUAAAGCAAUGCUUUUGUUUUUUGGAGCUUAUGGUGAUUACCAUACCCAGACAUCAGCUGUGUACAUGAAUGAGUUGAAAAUGAUUGAAAAUAGGGUAGUUUGUUUAUAAGGUUCAAACAAGACAAUUUCAUAAGUAAAAACAUCUGUCAGUCCAUCUACCAUCUAACUGCUUAUGCUGCUCUGGGUUGUAGAGAAGUAAAAAUAUUGAACAUAUUUCAUUAAAAGCAUGCUGUACUGUUGCAGUUGGAAGUUUACGUACACUUAGGUUGAAGUCAUUAAAACUCUUUCAUCCACUCCUCAGAUUUUGUUAAUUUGAUUACAGUUUGAGUGGGUCAAAAAUUUGCAUACAUUUUGUCGAUAUUUGGUAGUGUAACAGGGUGGAUUCCUUACAACCUUUUAAACAUCUUGUCCCCGAACAAUCAACCUGCCCCUAAUUAGCGUUACCCAAUGUUUUUUUAAAAUAAUUUUUUAUUCAUCCACAUGUGACAUAUAUACAUAACAUAUCAAAUUGUAUCUCUGUAGCCAGUAGUAUGUUAACUAAUACCCUAUGCCAUAGAACUGUGGAUGGGAGGGGGGCGCAAAGCGAAACAACUCCCAGGUUGAGGGUGUGCAUAAAUGUGUUGUGGAACCAGAGCAUGUGAGUGGAGCAGAGUGAUGAGAAUUUCCACUAAUCGCACAUGCAGUUGUAUGAUCCCCCCACUGCCAGCCACUAAAGAUUACUCAUGGGAGUUUCUUACACAAAAAUGUUCAGAGGGCAGGAAAAAUUAGGAGAAAUGUUUGGUUCAUAGACAUAACAAAUCGGAUUGUUGAGGUGGUGGGUCUAAGCAAAUAAGAGGCAGGACCAACCAAUCAGAUGUCUUGGUCUCGCCUCUUCUAGCUGUCUGGACCCACUUCCUCAACAAUCUGAUUGGUUAUGUCUGUGAACCAAUCAUUUUUCCUUUUGCCCUCAGAACAUUUUCGUGUAAGUAAAACUCCCCAGAGCCUCCAGAUUGCUCCCCACUCCGGUAAAUUUUCACCCUGCUUUUUCACCUUCAAUUUAUGUUUUUCAAAUGAGAGCAAUAGGAAACCUAUUUUAGCCUUUUUUGGGUUUUUUUUCUUCAGACACCGAAAGAAACAUGAAGCAAAACACAGACAUUACACAAUAGGGGGCAUGAAAGGUCAACUGCUUCCAAAGGGGGUAUGACAGCUUAGGUUAACUGUGGGUAACUGUAACUGUGGGUAUUCCCAGGGUGGGUGCCCCUGGAGUGGUGUAGUCAACCUGUACCAUUCUCUCAAGCCACAGUACCAUUUUUAAGGAUUUUAAAACCUUGCACCACAUAAAAAAAACAAAAAAGUUGCGUCUUACUGUUAAAGUUUCAUUCCAUAGCUGCACAGGUGAAUUGAAUGAGUAAAUGCAGCAUACACCAAAUAAUAUUCCUCCUCAAAAAACCGAAGGCAGUAUUUAAAUAAUGCAAUACAACUUCAAAUACAACAGUAUAAAUAGAGGCGCACCAAUUCGAUAUUUGGGUCAGUGUCGGUACCGAUCCAUACCUAGUUCACAUCCUUAAGACUAUUAAAUACAUUUAAACAAAUAACACCAACAUGUACUUACCAUUUUACUGUCUUUUUCCAAUAUUUUGCCUGAUAGCACAGAAAUCGUGAUUAAACAAUGGACAUGUGCCACUAACAUUUGUGAGUAUUUUAUUGUGGGGUUCACCGGUCGACUUUCGGUGUGCUUCUCGGUGGAACUAGAUUGACAUCAUUACCUGGCCCAAUGUGGACUUCCUGUCUGUCAGUGGAUGUGCCUCACAGAAUAUCAUGCAGCCAGACCCUUCUCCCUCGAGCCAUCUCUUGUUAAUCUCAUUUCCUCUGUAUUUAAGUGCCUCUCAGUAUUGUACUGUCUAGUUCUGUCAUUGUUGCUUGUUCGUGCUCCUGUACUCGUCUUGCCUGCCUAAUAAAUUCCCGAGAGGGGUUUCACUGCAACCCUGCAGCACGCUAGGUCAUGGUAUGACAUUCAGUUAUUGGUGCAUGCAUGUUAUAUUUACAAAGAACACAUAUACAGUAUAGUGGCAGUAAUCAGGCCUCUAGUGAAGAAGCCAAGUUUGGAUACACAUGAGCUCAGCAAUUACAGAUAUAUCUCGAACGUACCAUUUUUGUAAAAAGUCCUGGAGAAGAUAGUUGCUGCUGCUGAGGGCACCACCAAGGCCUGCAAGCACAGGGAAACAAAAACCAAACCAAGACACAGAACAAGGGGGAAAACACACAGUCAGAAAACAAGGAAUAGGACAGGCAGAGCCAGGAGGUGGAACAAGAGGGGAACAAUGGCAGAUAAACAUGGUGAGCUGGGGCAGGACUGCCAGAAAAGGAAAUACUGCAGGGGACAGAACUUGAGAACUAAAGGCUGACAGAUGAAGGACAGGGCUAGGGAUGGACAAAUUGGGGCCAGGACACGGGAACUGAGGGACAGACCCAGGGAUGAACAUGUUAGAGACAGGACACUGAAUCUGAGGGACAAAACCAAGGGCAGGAAGUAGAGACCCACGCAGAGUAGGGGAAGAGUGCAUGGACUAAUGAGGGGCUAAAGAGUUGGAUAGCUUGGCUGAGCAGUGGCACAACUGGAGAUGGAGGUAGACCCAGUGGGCAACUGAGGAGUGAAGAAUGGGUGCUGGAGGAAGACAAGAAGACUGAUGGAUGGAUACUAGAGGGCAAUGAGGGCCUGGAGCUGGAUGGCGAGGAGGGGACUGCAGAACCCAAUCCGUCAUGGCCGGUCAAGAUGCUCUAAAAUGCAAAUGAGGACAAAGGAUACGAUCAAGAAACCCUGUGAAGACAAAGAAAGGCUGUGGAACCCAUGCGGGAGUCUGGAACAAACAUGCCCAUCACCCUCCACAGCCUAGCAUUCGGCUUGCAAACAUACAGUCAAUGGAGAACAAGCUGAAGAAUCUCAAAGCAAGACUGACUUUCUAACAGGAUGUGAGAGACUAACAUUCUGUGUUUUACUGAGACAUAGCUGUCUCGUCUAGUGCCGGAUCAAGCAGUGUCUCUGUCAGACACAGUUUGAUUCUCCAUUUUCCACAUGGACAGAAUGCGAGAGGCUAAGAAAUCUGAAGAUGGGGGAAUCUGUUUCGUGGGGAACACUAAGUGGUGCGAGGCAAACAGUGUUUCUGUUCCCUCUCGCUCCUGCUCACUUCAUCUGGAACAUGACAAUUAAGUGCUGUUUAUUCAACCUGUCUCAUGAGUUCAGUUCAAUUAUCCCCCGGGUGGUUUACAUCCCACCCCAUGCAGACACAGACAUGGCUUUGUCUGAAUUAGACAAUGUGCUUAGUGCAACCGAAAACAAACACCAGGGUGCAGUGCUCAGCAUGGUGGGGGACUUCAGUGAAGUUAUGCCGAACUUUCACCAACACGUCAAAUGUCCAACAAAGAUUGGAUCACAAAACUAUUUUACUCAUGCCGAAACAUAAACAAAUGAUUCCAUAGGAAGCUCGAGUCAUGAGAGGUGAAUUUCUGCCCGAUCAGAAGCCACACUACAGGAUUCACUCGAUGCCAUAGACUGGGACAUGAGUAGAUGGCAUCAAUGACUGUGAAUGUAGCGGUUCACUUUGUUACUAUGUUGGCAGAUGAUAUGAUCCCCACUGUGCUGCUCUCCUAAUGGUGUUAAAUAACCAUAAGUAGACAGCCAGCCAAACUCCCUCAGUAAACAACACAAGAGUCAGCACAUAGCUUUCUUGCUGUUUAAUAUUGACUCUUAUAGAGCAUGUUGGUAUGGUAAAUGAGUAAAACUGAAAUAACAGAAAUAAUUAUAUUAGAACAUAACAACAACAACAAAUUUAUUUUUAUAUAGCGCAUUAUCACAACAUUGCAUUGUCUCAAAGCGCUUUACAGUAUCCUCACCCAAAGCCCCCAGUGAGUAAGCCAUAGGCGACAGUGGCAAGGAAAAACUCCCUGGAAGGAAGAAACCUUGAGAGGGACCAGACUCAAAGGGGAAGCCCAUCCUCCAGGGGCCGGCAGGGAUAGUCAAAUAGAGAGAGGAGAGCAAGGAAGAUAAGCCAAUGCCGAAGCCGAGUCUUCUUCCAAUUGCCAGGCAACCAGAGGUAAGGCAGCGGGUCAUACAUGGAACAUAAAACAUACAUAAACAUAUAUUCUGUAAGGCAUCACAGGUAAGAGAUAUUAAAUGGUACAUUGGGCGGAGCUUAAUUUUGCUCCGCUUCUGACGUCAUAAGCGCGAGGAGGCGUAUCCUUUAUUCUGAUUGGUUGGGGGCUAAAUGCUUAUGCCACGUGUUGCCGAUAGGGGGACAUAUGGUUUGGGAGAUUGCCGUUAAACUUUAAUAGAAUAAAAAUACAUUACAUGUAUUUUAUUAAUGUUUUUUUUAUUACGUUUAGGAAUAAUAAAACAUAGCAGGAUGAAUGCGGAGUGCCAGUUAUUUCAAAUAAACCCCUAUAACCAUAACGUUUUUUAAGUAAUGAAGCAUUUUCCUGCCAAUGUGAAUAAUAAAGUAAAGCGCUCUGAGCAUUUUCUGGGGGUGGGGCUCGAUGGCGAGCGCCUGGUGGACAGGCCUACACCCAUGGGGCCUGGUCGGGCGCUGCCCGAACAAGGCACGUGGGUCCCCCCUCCAAUGGGCUCACCACCCAUGGGAGGGGCCAUAGGAGUCGGGUGCGAGGUGAUCUGGGCGGCGGCCAAAGGCGGGGAGCUAGCUCUAGGGACAUGGAAUGUCACCUCUCUGAUAGGGAAAGAGCCUGAGCUGGUGCGCGAAGUUGUGAAGUUCCGGCUAGAUAUAGUCGGACUCACCUCGACGCACGGCUUGGGCUCUGGAACCAGUCUCCUUGAGGGGGGUUGGACCCUUUUCCACUCUGGAGUUGCCCGCGGGGAGAGGCGCCAAGCGGGCGUGGGCAUACUUAUUGCCCCCAGGCUGGGUGCCUGUACAUUGGGGUUUACCGCAGUGGACGAGAGGGUAGCCUCCCUCCGCCUUCGGGUGGGGGGAUGGGUCCUGACUGUUGUUUGCGCUUAUGCGCCAAACAGCAGUUCAGAAUACCCACCCUUUUUGGAGUCCUUGGAAGGGGUGUUGGAGAGCGCUCCUCCUGGGGACUCCCUUGUUCUGCUGGGGGACUUCAAUGAUCACGUGGGCAGCGACAGUGAGACCUGGACGGGCGUGACUGGGAGGAACGGCCCCCCCGAUCUGAACCCGAGCGGUGUUUUGUUAUUGGACUUAUGUGCUCGUCACGGACUGUCCAUAAUGAACACCAUGUUCAAGCAUAAGGGUGUCCAUAUGUGCACGUAGCACCAGGACACCCUAGGCCGCAGUUCGAUGAUCGACUUUGUAGUCGUGUCGUCGGACUUGCGGCCGCAUGUUUUGGACACUCGGGUGAAGAGAGGGGCGGAGCUGUCAACCGAUCACUACCUGGUGGUGGGUUGGCUCCGCUGGUGGGGGAGGAAGCCGGCCAGGCCUGGCAGGCCCAAGCGUAUAGUGAGGGUCUGCUGGGAACGUCUGGCGGAAUCCCCUGUCAGGGAGAGUUUCAACUCCUACCUCCAGCAGAACUUCUCCCAUAUCCUGGGGGAGGCGGGGGACAUUGAGUCCGAAUGGGCCAUGUUCCGUGCCUCCAUUGUGGAGGCGGCUGACCGGAGCUGCGGCCGGUGGUCGGUGCCUGUCGCGGCGGCGGUGGACAGCGGUGGUAAGGGAUGCCGUCAAGCUGAAGGAGUCUUAUCAGGCCUUUCUGGCCUGUGGGACUCCAGACGCAGCUGACGGCUACCGGCAGGCCAAGCGGGAUGCGGCUUUGGCGGUCGCUGAGGCAAAAACUCGGGUGUGGGAGGAGUUCGGUGAGGCCAUGGAGAACGACUUCCGGACAGCUUCGAGGAGAUUCUGGUCCACCAUCCGGCGGCUCCGGGCGGGAAAGCGGUGCAGCAUCAACACUAUUUAUCGUGGGGAUGAUGCGCUGCUGACCUCAGCUCGGGACGUUUUGGGUCAGUGGGGGGAGUACUUCGAAGACCUCCUCAAUCCCACCGACACGCCUUCCGAUAUGGAAGCAGAGUGUGGGGACUUGGGGGUGGACUCGCCUAUCUCGGGGGUGGAGGUCACUGAGGUGGUCAAAAAGCUCCUCGGUGGCCGGGCCCCAGGGGUGGAUGAGAUUCGCCCAGAGUUCCUCAAGGCUCUGGAUGCUGCGGGGCUGUCCUGGUUGACACGCAUCUACAGCAUCGUGUGGACAUCGGGGGCAGUGCCUCUGGAUUGGCAGACCGGGGUGGUGGUCCCCCUCUUAAAGAAGGGGGACCAGAGGGUGUGCUCCAACUACAGGGGGAUCACACUCCUCAGCCUCCCUGGCAAGGUCUAUUCGGGGGUCCCGGAAAGGAGGGUCCGCCGGAUUGUCGAACCUCGGAUUCAGGAGGAGCAGUGUGGUUUUCGCCCUGGCCGUGGAACAGUGGACCAGCUCUAUACUCUCAGCAGGGUUCUGGAGGGUUCAUGGGAGUUUGCCCGACCAGUCUACAUGUGUUUUUUGGACUUGGAGAAGGCAUUCGACCGUGUCCCUCGGGGGGUCCUGUGGGGAGUGCCCCGGGAGUAUGGGGUACCGGGCUCCCUUUUCAGGGCGGUUCGGUCCCUGUAUGACCGGUGCCAGAGUUUGGUCCGCAUGGGCGGCAAUAAGUCGGACUCGUUUCCGGUGAGGGUUGGACUCCAUCAGGGCUGCCCUUUGUCACCGAUUCUGUUCAUAGUUUUUAUGGACAGAAUUUCUAGGCGCAGCUGGGGCGUUGAGGGCGUCCGGUUCGGUGACCUCAGGAUUAAUGUCUCUGCUUUUUGCGGAUGAUGUGGUUCUGUUAGCCUCAUCGAACCGUGACCUUCAGCUCUCACUGGAGCAGUUCGCAGCCGAGUGCGAAGCGGCUGGGAUGAGAAUCAGCACCUCCAAAUCCGAGACCAUUGUUCUCAUUCGGAAAAGGGUAGAAUGCUCUCUCCGGGUUGGGGAUGGGGUCCUCCCCUAAUUGGAGGAGUUUAAGUAUCUCGGGAUCUUGUUCACGAGUGGGGGAACGAUGGAGCGGGAGAUUGACAGGCGGAUCGGUGCGGCGUCAGCAGUCAUGCAGGCGCCGCAUCGUUCUGUCAUGGUGAAGAGAGAGCUGAGCCAAAAGGCGAAGCUCUCGAUUUACCAGUCGAUCUACGUUCCUACCCUCACCUAUGGUCAUGAGCUAUGGGUAGUGACCGAAAGAACGAGAUCGCGGGUACAAGUGGCCGAAAUAAGUUUCCUCCGCAAGGUGGCUGGGCUCUCCCUUAGAGAUAGGGUGAGGAGUUCAGUCAUUCGGGAGGGACUCAGAGUAGAGCCGCUGCUCCUCCGCAUCGAGAGGAGCCAGAUGAGGUGGCUCGGGCAUCUGAUCAGGAUGCCUCCGGGACGCCUCCCUGGGGAGGUAUUCCGGGCAUGUCCCACUGGGAGGAGACCCUGGGGAAGACCUAGGACACGCUGGAGAGACUAUGUCUCUCGGCUGGCCUGGGAACGCCUCGGGAUCCCCCCAGAGGAGCUGGACAAAGUGGCCGGGGAGAGGGAAGUCUGGGUCUCCCUGCUGAGGCUGCUGCCCCCGCGACCCGACCCCGGAUUAAGCGGGAGAUGAUGGAUGGAUGGAUGGAUAAUCUAUUUGUAAUUAAAAUAAAAGUCAAUCUCUAACACAACACCCCCGGAUACAUUUAGCGACAGGGUGGGUGGUGUAGGAACGGCCAAGAAUUUAGGACACAUUUUGCUCUUUUUGCGCUAUUUUUAAUUAGUAUGAGUGGGAUAUAAAUCAUUUAGACAAUGAGAAUUGAGGAAGAACCUAAACAACAGUGUAUCAGGCUCAGUAAUGGCUCGACAAACAGCGCAGUUCUGGUACGUAUGACAACAACGGGGACACAUGCUGCUCUUUUAUUUCAAAUAAGCCCCUUUAACCACAUCGUUUAAGCAAUGAAACUCUUUUUCAAAAGCAAAAACUAUUUAAAAUAAAACAUCUUAAGCAUUUCGACAACAAGAAUCAAGGAAUAACGCGGGCGAUCCUUGUUAAAAUAACUCUCGCUCUCUCUCUCCAUGUCGCGCUUGUGCGUGCAGCCACGAUACCCACACACCACUAGUCAUGUGUCGGUCGCGAACGAAACGGCUCUUUGAAGUGAACGAUCGGAGCCGGCUCCUGCCUGUGAGCCGGAGUCAGAGCCGCUUUUUUAUUUUCUCUAUUUUUUUUCCAAGCCGCACGGAUUUCUCAACCACACGAUGCGUGUCUGCUGUGAGCAGGAGGGGAAGGGGCGGUGAUAAAGCCCAAGUCAAACGCACCCUGUAAGUCUUAAGUCGUCUUGCUCUCGUGAGGUUUUUGUACCAUGUGACAUGGUGACGUUUUGCAGUGCCGUCUGAAGUCGGAAAAAAAAUCUAACCAUGAUGUAUUUAGACCGAGAGCCCAGAGGGGUCAGCCUAGCUGAAAACGAACCAAUUUCCCUUAGUGUAAUCUUACUGGGGGCAUAUGACAGUUCAUCAGAAUGGAUGUCUGCCGGGUCCGUGGUGGUGGGUGUGGCUGUGAGGGGUGUGGAAAUGAAUUCAAAAUUAUUGAGCUAGGUCAGCUGAUAUCCGAACCAAAUGAAACUAGUUGGAACUUGUUCUGUAUCAACCCAGGUAUCAUGAAUGAGCGUUGCCAGACAGUUUAGUGCAUUUAGGCAGCAUUUAGUGACACGCAUCAAAACACAUUUUUAAAAAACUUUGACAGAGUAAAGUCUUAGUUAUUUUAAUAAAUACGUUUUUUCAGUAAAUGUUUAUUCACGCGCAUGCACACAAACACACACACCCCGGAGGUCGGGGGGCUUUAGAGUUUAACUUUAGGUUGCUGAUAGCAAUGUGUGAUCAAAGCACCCUAACUUAGUCGUUUACCAACUUAUCGCGAAAAAACAGACAGAAAUAGACUUGUACAUUUUUUUUUUUUUUUAUAUUCCCUCCACCACCCCCCCUCUGCGGAGGACUACUUUAUUUCUGUUUAUUUAUUCUUUUUUUAUUUAUUUCCUCAAGAGAGGGAGAGAGAGGGGGACAGAAGGACGAAAACAGAGAAGAAGGGAAAUAGAGAGGGAGUGAGGGAAAAGAGAAAAAAAAAAAGGAAAAGAAGAAAGAAAACCACAGAUAAUCUGCUACAAUACCUGCUGAUGAGAGAAAACAACAACCAACAUCUGUACGAAUCACAAUGAGAAUGUUAAGGAGCAACAGCCGAUCAAGACAGUGUGUGUCUGAGAACCUGUGUGUACACCUGUAUGUGUCUGUGAGAACCUGUGUGUACACCUGUAUGUGUCUGUGAGUACCUGUUUGUACCCCUGUGUGCACACCUGUGUAUGUGAGCGCGCUGGUGUUCAAAAGGUUACUCCAUGUAAAUGUCUAGUAGUGUGUGUGGAGAGCCACAGCCCCAUCCCCAAGGACAUGAAGCCGACACGGAGGAGGCCCGGACCCCAGAUAUCCAGAGGCCCCCCAGGGCAUGGGAGCCCCUGGAGGACCGCCGCAAGAAGAAUAGCAGCCCCUCACCCAGAAAAGGGCAGAAGAGAGCUCCGGAGGGAGGCCAUCCAGCAGCUACAGUGCAGGAGCCCCAGGGGGCCGUGGCGGCGAGCCCGCAGGCUCCGCCAGUGGCUGGCCCCACCAGGGCAGACCAGGCCCUGGGCCCAGAGAUCCAAGGGCCCCCCCACCCCCCAGCAAGGGCCCGACAGAGCCAGGAGGGCCAGAUCCCGCCAGGCAACCGCCGAGGGUGAGCCAGCACCCACCCCAGCACCCAGCCCCGGACAACGAGAACCACUAACGCACCAGCGGCCGGGGGCCCCAUCCACCGGCAGGGAGUGUGGCGGGGGGGAAUAGAGCCCGAGAUGUUAUUUCGGGUGGAGUCUAGGACCCAACCUGACACAUGCGUAUAGACAAACAGGCAUACACAUAUACAAGCAUACGUUCCCACCCUCAUGCACACAUAAACAAAUAUUUACACAUUCAUCCAACAUGGAGACACACAGAAAUGAACGCUGUACACAUACUCUCAAUCCCCAUAUAUACCCCAUUUUUUUCCUCUGGCGAGGAGACCAGAAGACCACCCCGGACCCCGCAGCAGCCGAGAAGCCCACCAGUCCAGACCCCGACCAGACGGCCAGCUCUUCCUCUCUCAGCCCCCCAGCCCCAAAUGGCGAACGGAGAACGGGGGUGUGAAAAGACCCCCUGCAGACCAACAGUUGGUGUUAGCUCGGCCCCUCACCAGAACCCUCAAUGUCUAUGUGCAAUUAAAAUUGAGAUGUGGGCCCUGGCACCAGAGAAUGGAUACCCCAAAAGCAGGGAUCCCCUGCGGACAGAUGGUAAGAACCUCCCCGCCAGCCGAAGAGGCCCCCGGCUCCACCGACGCGCCGAAGGCCCCCGCACCGGGGCCGAGCCCCCGUGCAUGCACCAACCCACACCCCGGCGGCAUACCCACCAGGACCCAAGCCCCCCCAGCCCAGCCGGAAUCCCGGCCUGGAGGCAGAGCGCCCCCAGAACCCCAAGCCCGCCCCGGAUCUACCCAGGAACAGCACGGCCACCAGGCCGGGAACCUACGUCCGCCGGCACAGGCUCCCCCAGCAGCGCCGCCUGCAGCCGCCAGAAGGACCCCACCCAAGAGCCACCAAAGCCCCAUCCAGGCCAGGACCGCAGUCCCAGCGCCGAACCCCCCCAGCAACCCACCCCCAGGGAACCCCCAGACGCCCCAAGCCAAUAUGCCCCCCCAUGCCAACGACACCGACCAAAGCAGGACAAAACCCUGACCCCCCCACCCCCACUAGGUGAUGGAGCUGAUCAAAGGAGCCCAGAGAGAUUGAUCUAGUGUGGCGGCAGAAGCUGUAUCAAGACUAAUAUGGUUCAACAAACUGUCUCUAUAUUGGUUGAUAUUAAGGUUAUUUUUAUUCUUCCAGUUCAUAAGGACAGUCUUCUUAGCAAUGCAUAAGGCGGUGAAAGCCAUGUGGGUUGUGUCAAAAUCUGUAGUGACACCAUCUAGGUCGCCCAACAAGCAGACUGAAGGAGAGGCUGGAAUGGUAUAUUUCAGACACUUUGAUAAGUCUUCACAGAUCCUGAGCCAAAACAUCCGAGUAGGUGGACAGAACCAAAAAGCGUGGAUGUAACUGUCAGGUGUGUCGCCUUGACAGUGUGAGCAGUUGUUAGAAGACAUAAAACCCAUCCUGAACAUCUGAUGCCCUGUAAAGUGCACUCUAUGCAGGAUUUUGUAUUGUAUUAACUGUAAACUGGGAUUUCUAAUCAGUUGAAAGGUUUUUAAACAUAUCUUAGACCAGAAAUUGUGGUCCCAGCUGACUGAUAGAUCUGCCUCCCAUUUUGCAAUGGGAAGGGAUAUUGAUUCAUCCAUUUUAGAAAGUGUCCUAUAUAUUUUAGACAGUAAUUUGGGGGUUUUAAGAUUAAGGAAUUCUGCCACACUUGGUAUUUGUAAUUUGAUUUGAUUAAACCCUAAUUUCUUUUUUACUAUAGAUUUAACUUGUUGAUAUUCUAAAAAUUUGUUCUUGUUAAUCCCAUAUCGUUUAACUAAUAUGUCAAAGGGAAUAAAGUCUAUUCCUUCGAA
Molecule: messenger RNA, 14377 nt
Organism: Brienomyrus brachyistius
Lineage: Eukaryota; Metazoa; Chordata; Actinopteri; Osteoglossiformes; Mormyridae
Gene: masp1
Product: MBL associated serine protease 1
Exons: 12
Coding region: 115-2280 (721 amino acids)
Biological process (GO): zymogen activation; complement activation
Cellular component (GO): extracellular region; blood microparticle
Molecular function (GO): calcium ion binding; serine-type endopeptidase activity
Source: RefSeq, a predicted model, not a curated record